Molecule: messenger RNA, 1308 nt
Organism: Spathaspora passalidarum NRRL Y-27907
Lineage: Eukaryota; Fungi; Ascomycota; Pichiomycetes; Serinales; Debaryomycetaceae
Product: serine/threonine protein kinase
Exons: 2
Coding region: 1-1308 (435 amino acids)
Biological process (GO): protein phosphorylation
Molecular function (GO): ATP binding; protein kinase activity; protein binding
Source: RefSeq, a predicted model, not a curated record
AUGAGUUUAGCUGGAGUAUUAGAGAUUACAGAAUUAAACAAAACCAAGGUAAAUACAUCUAUUGACAUCACCCACAAUGAAGACUUUGUUGAAAUCCCCAUUUAUGUUCAACAGGUCCUAACUUUAGGCAGGGAUCAAUCGUGUGAUGUCCAACUCAAUAAUUAUGUCAUAUCCCUGAUCCAUGCCACCAUUUGGUCAAUCCAAUUCGAUAAUGACUCCAUUCUGCUAGUUUACAUGCAUGACAAUUCCCGAAAUGGAAUCAUUCAUAAUGGUGUGGAAAUAAGCAAAGGAAUGACUGUGAUUUUACAAGAUGGAGACACAAUUGAAUUCAAAUUGGCUGCCAAAUUUCAAUACAAGUCUUUUCAGUUGGAAUCUUGUUAUCUGCUUGAAUUAGGCUGUUUUGAUGAUUGGAAAGUGACCAAUAAUUUGAUUGGAUCGGGAUCAUUUGGUUCUGUAUAUGUCGCCAACAGACAACAUGAUAGGAGAUUAUAUGCUGUUAAGAUUAUACCUACCCAACCAUCAUAUAUACCUGAUAAACUUAUAAAGCAGGAAUCAACAUUGUUGUUAAAUAUCAAUCAUGUACUACACGAUGCCAUAACCUAUGACUCCAAUAUAUAUAUCUUUGAAGAUUUAAUUUGUGGAGGGGACUUAUUCUCAUACUUGAGAACAGGAAAGUACCUUCGAGCUCUUCCCGAACAAGAAACAAUUUCCAUAGUGUAUCAGCUACUAAAAGCUAUCUCCUACUUACAUAAAGAACUACAAAUUGUCCAUCGAGACUUAAAGUUAGACAAUAUUCUCCUCGAAAUCCCUGUACCACGCACCAGGAUAUAUUUAUGCGAUUUUGGAAUUGCCAAAUGUUUAUCAAACUGUAAACAACAAAAGACAGAUACUUGUGUAGGCACAAUUGAAUAUAGUGCUCCGGAAGUGUUCCAGGAAGAGCGAGAAUACAGUUUCAAGUGUGAUUUGUGGUCAUUGGGUGUCAUUUGCCAUAUAUUACUUUCAGGGAUUUCGCCAUUCUAUGGGAAUGGAGAAAAAGAGUUCAUGAUUACUGCUGCACGAACUGGGCGAGUUAAUUUAAAUCGACACCAGUUUAGGAAUUCAAGUUCCAUGUGUAAAAGUUUCAUACAGAGGCUACUAAAAGUAGACCCUGAUGAGCGCAUGAGCAUUGACGAUUGUUUUAAUCACGAGUGGAUUAGAAUCAAUCAAACAAAUUUAGAAAAGUUUUAUCAGAAAAGAAUUGCUAAAAAUUUAGAUACAAAAAGGUCAGACCAAAAAAAAAAUCGAGCUUCUGAACUAAACAUCCCAUAA